AUGAUGCUCGUACUUCUUGCGUGUUGGAUACCCGCGUGUUUGGGCUACUCGUGGCCUAGCGAUGAAACUACCACACGACCACCUUACAAGGACUUUCACAGCGAUCCGUUGGUCGUGGAGACCACCAGUGGUCUAGUUCGCGGAUACUCCAAGACCGUUCUCGGCCGAGAAGUGCACGUCUUUACUGGAAUCCCUUUUGCCAAGCCUCCAUUGCGCCAACUCAGAUUCAAGCGACCCGUACCCAUUGACCCAUGGCAUGGUAUCCUAGAUGCUACCAAGAUGCCUAACUCCUGCUACCAAGAGCGUUACGAGUACUUUCCAGGAUUUGAAGGCGAGGAGAUGUGGAACCCAAACACUAACAUUUCGGAAGACUGCUUGUAUCUUAACAUCUGGGUGCCUCAGAGGCUGCGUAUAAGACAUCAUGCUGACAAGCCACCGAUGGAGCGUCCGAAAGUGCCAGUGCUGAUCUGGAUCUAUGGAGGCGGAUACAUGAGUGGUACUGCUACCCUAGAUAUCUACAAUUCUGACAUCAUCGCAGCUACAAGCGACGUGAUAGUUGCCUCUAUGCAAUACCGUGUGGGCUCUUUUGGAUUUCUAUACCUCAACAAGUACUUCCCACGUGGUAGUGAAGAAGCUCCCGGCAAUAUGGGAAUGUGGGAUCAGAUCCUGGCUAUCAAAUGGAUUAAAGAGAACGCGGCAGCGUUCGGAGGUGAUCCAGAUCUAAUAACUCUAUUCGGUGAAUCAGCGGGAGGAGGUUCAGUUAGCAUCCAUCUGAUCAGUCCUGUAACCAAAGGGCUGGCAAGAAGAGGCAUCUUGCAAUCUGGGACGAUGAAUGCCCCUUGGAGCUACAUGACAGGAGAACGUGCAGAACAAAUUGGGAGAAUCCUAGUCCAAGACUGUGGUUGCAAUGUUUCAGAACUGGAUACUACUCCACAACGUGUCAUGGAUUGCAUGAGGGGAGUUGAUGCGAAGACAAUCUCGUUACAACAAUGGAAUUCGUAUUCUGGAAUUCUGGGGUUCCCGUCUACACCCACGAUUGACGGGAUUCUUUUAACCAAACAUCCGAUGGAUAUGUUAGCUGAAGGAGAUUAUGAAGAUAUGGAGAUCUUACUGGGAAGCAACCAGGACGAAGGUAAGUGUUUGCUAUUCAAUUUCAAGUCAGGACUAAAGUAA
This is a messenger RNA of Acanthoscelides obtectus, 1173 nucleotides long. The record is from the annotation of a GenBank genome assembly. NCBI's taxonomy places the organism in Eukaryota, Metazoa, Arthropoda, Insecta, Coleoptera, Chrysomelidae.